Messenger RNA from Monoraphidium neglectum, 4911 nucleotides. RefSeq lists its product as hypothetical. Gene Ontology annotation, cellular component: ribonucleoprotein granule; mitochondrial matrix. The record is from RefSeq and is a predicted model, not a curated record. Gene Ontology annotation, biological process: mitochondrial RNA processing; regulation of mitochondrial mRNA stability. Lineage: Eukaryota; Viridiplantae; Chlorophyta; Chlorophyceae; Sphaeropleales; Selenastraceae. The transcript has 12 exons. The coding region runs from base 1 to 4911 and encodes 1636 amino acids. Gene Ontology annotation, molecular function: protein binding; RNA binding.
AUGCCGAAGCAGCGCUCUGGUAUCAAGGCGAGCGCCCCCGCCGCCGCUGCCGCCGCAGCCGGCGGCAGCAGAAGGCAGCAAGCGGUGGCGGCCAAGAAGCAGCGGGCAAAGAAGGCGGCCGGGAGCGGCGGGGGCAGCGGCGCGAGCGCGGCGCAGCUAAUCGAGAGGGCGCAGCAGGCUCUAGGUUAUGAUGAUUACGACUUGGCCCUGCAGUGCCUGUCGGAGGCGGCCGCGCGGGAGCCCGAGAACGUUGAGGCUCUGGAUGCUUACGGCUCGCUGCUCGCAGAGACAGGGCGCGCGGACGACGCCGUCAUGGUCCUGCGGCGAGCGGUGGAGCUGUCGCCGGACGCAGGGUUUGAAAAAUACAUGUACCUCGGGCAGCUGCUGGAAGGAGAGGAGGGCCUCGCUGCCACCCGCCGCGGCGUGGAGGUUCUGUCGGCCCAAGCAGACGCCGCGGCAGCAGCGGCCGCAUCCGGCAGCGGCAGGCGCAAGGGCGGCGGCGUCGCAGGCGGCGAAGCGGGGGAGCUGAAGCAGCAGCUGUGCUCAGCGCUGUGCAGCCUGGCGGAGAUGACCAUGGCGGCGGCUGGCAACUUGGAGGAGGCGGCAGAGGAGGUCGCGUCAUUGCUGCAACGAGCCCGGUCAGCGGACGCUUCGAGCCCUGAGCCCCUGCAGGCGCUGGCCAGCCUGCGCUAUGAGCAGGGGCGCCAGGACGAGGCGCUGGCGCUGCUGCGGGAGAGCAUGGCCCUCUGGUUCAAACCUGAGCGGUCGGAGGACGACGAGGACGAGGAUUUGGAUGAGGAAGGUGACGAGGAGGGCGGUGAGGGUUCCGAGCGUGACGACGAUGGUGAUGAAGAGUUGGGGGAUGUGGCGGCGGCGGCGGCAGCGGGCAAGGGCAAGGGCGGGCGGCGGCGGCGGGGCAGUGACGGCGCAGCGGCGGCGGUCGUCAAGCCUCGGACGAUGAGCGAGGACCUUGGGGAGGAGGACAUGGGUGGCGACGACGACGACAUGGGCGGCAGUGGUGACUGGGUGGAUGCUGACGAGGAAGACGACCUGCCUUCUUUCGAGUUCAGGUUUGAGUGCGCCAAGCUGCUGCUGGAGCUGGAUGAAUCAACCGACGCCGCCGUGCAGGUCUUGGAGGAGAUGAUAGCGGAGAACGACUCGGUGCCCGACGUGUGGCACAUGCUGGGCCUGGCCUACUACUCUGGCGGGCUGCUGGAUGAGGCCCAGGAGGCGGCAGACCAUGGGGCAGGCCUGCUGGCGAAGCAGAGGGGCGGCGCCCACAAGGGCGGCAGGGGGGGCGGCAAGAAGGGGAGGGCGGAGGAGGGCGAGGAGGCGUGCGACGACGUGGCGGCUGCUUUUGAGGAUUUGAAAGCGGCGAUCGCAGAGGCGAGGGGUGCACUUGAGGGGGGCCACGCGGCAGCAGGGGACCCACGGCUGGUUCACGCCGCUGGGAGCGGUGAUACAGUGCCCUCCCUGGGCGUCAUCGAGGACGGCAGCAGCAGCGCCGACAGCAGAGGGGGGCAGAGCAGUGUGGUCAGCAGCUUCUGGGAGCGCAGCAGCAAUCGCAGCAGCAAAGGAAGCGGCAAGGAGGCCGGAAGCAGUGGCCGCAGCAAUAGCGGUCCACGGGUCAGUGGCGGUGGUGGGGGCGCACAACGGAUCUGGGGCGCAGAGCAGCCAGCGCCCUUGAGCCAACGCAAGGCCCCCAGCGCCGAGCUCCUGACCAGCUGGCUCAAUGGCGCCACCAGUCUGCAGCAGCUGGUUGACCUGGAGCAGCAGCACGGCGGCAUCUUCGACGCCAUCCACAUAGCAACGUCGUUCAAGCGAUCGGCGAACCUGAUCUGCGACUUGGGCCAGCCGUCCAGAGACUUUCAUCCACUCAUGCAGCGGCUGUGGGAACGGCUGCAGCCGCAGCUUGGUGACUGCACUACCCGCGGGCUUGCCGACAUUGUGUGGGCAUGCAGCAAAGCGUCGUUUGCAGAGGCCCCGCUGCUUGACAAGUGCCUCAAGCAGUUUGCUGGCGCGGCAGCGGACGCUGAACCACAGCACCUGUCAAACGCACUUUACGCAGCCGCUCUGCUGUCGCGUUUGAAGUACACCAUGAACAAGCAGCAUGCAGUCCAGCUGGUGGAGGCGUUGGUGCAGCAGGGGCAGGCAGCCAAGCCACAGGACCUGUCCAUCACACUGUGGGCUGCGGCCACCAUGGGGCUGUCGCUGCCAGAGCAGCAGGCGCAGCAGCUGGUGGAGGCGUUGGUGCUGCAGCGGCAGGCAGCCAAGCCUCAGGACGUGUCCAACACGCUGUGGGCGGCGGCCACCAUGGGGCUGGCGCUGCCGGAUCAGCAGGCGCAGCAGCUGGUGGAGGCGUUGGUGCAGCAGGGGCAGGCAGCCAAGCCUCAGAAUUUGUCCAAUACGCUGUGGGCAGCGGUCACCAUGGGGCUGUCGCUGCCAGAGCAGCACGGGCGCCAGCUGGUCGAGGCGUUGGUACAGCAGCGGCAUGCAGCCAGGCCACAGGAGCUGUCCAACACACUGUGGGUGGCGGCCAGCAUGGGGCUGUCGCUGCCACAGGAGCAGACACAGCAGCUUGUUGAGGCGUUCGUGCAGCAGCGGCAUGCAGCUAAGCCGCAGAACCUCUCCAACACUCUGUGGGCGGCCGCCACCAUGGGGUUGCCGUUACCCAAGCAGCAGGCACAGCAGCUGGUGGAGGCUAUGUUGCAGCAUCGGCAGGCAGUCAAGCCGCAGGAUGUGUCCAACACGUUGUGGGCUGCGGCGAAACUGGGGCUGUUGCCGCCAGAGCAGCAGGUGCUACAGCUGGUGGAGGCGCUGGUACAGCAGCGACGUACAGCCAAGCCGCAAGAGCUAUCCAGCACGCUGUGGGCGGCAGCCACCAUGCGGCUGUCGCUGCCAGAGCAGCAGGCGCAGCAGCUGGUGGAGGCUUUGGUGCAGCAGCGGCACGCAGCCAACCCGCAGGACGUAUCCAACACGCUGUGGGCAGCGGCCACCUUGGGGCUGUCGCUUCCAGAGCAGCACGUGCAGCAGCUGGUGGAGGCGUUGGUGCAGCAGCGGCAGCCACCCAAGCCACAGCAGCUGUCCAACACGCUGUGGGCGGCGGCCAAGCUCACGGCAAACUUCACAGCUGCUCGGCGCGUGGCAACGCUGCCAACGCCUGUGGAGUCUGCUCUGCUGAAGCUAGCAGACGCCGCUGGCAAAUUGCGGCUUGUGGAGGGCAUGAUCCCGCAGGAAAUCAGCAACAGCCUGUGGGCGCUGUCAGAGUUGGGCAUGCGCCCGGAACAGCUCGUGGCGCUGCUGACAAGAGCGGCGCUGCAGCGGGCGCCAGACAUGGAUCUGCAGCACAUCAGCAACACGGCGCUCGCAGCAGCCAGGCUGGGCAGUUUUGAAGCGCCGCUGUAUGUGGCUCUUGUGGCUGCUGCGCAGCAGCACAGGCAUGCAUCCAUCCUGAACGCCCAACAGAUCUGCAACCUGUGCUGGGCUGUGGCCGUGGCAGACCAGCAGCAACUGGCGCAGCAGGUCGUGGCACUGUGCAAGCAGCUGGCGGGAAGUUGCUUGUUGGAGGCGGGGUUGACUGGAGCUGAGCGCAACCAGCUGUGGCAGGUGCAUCUUUGGCUACUGGACUGUAAGCCAGGCAGCGGCGGGCUUGCAGGCACAUUGUCGGCGCAGCAGAUGCAGCAGUGCGGGGAUGAGUGGGAACUGAUGCUGCAGCGGACGGCUCAGCAGCACAGGACAGUGUUUGAGCAGAGCGUGUUUGCAUGUGCACAGCGCCUGCCAGGCCUGGCCGCCUGCUGUCAGGAGGCGCGCACAGAGGAUGGCGCCUAUAGCAUUGAUGUUGCCGCGACGCACACGGCCUCCAAGCAGCGGCUGGCCAUCGAGGCGGACGGCCCGCACCACUUUCUGCUGCCAGGCAGGCAGCUGACGGGGGAGACGCUGGCGCGCAACAGGGCGCUGGCGGCGCGCGGCUAUGCAGUGGUGUCUGUGCCCUGGUGGGAGUGGGCGGCGGUGGACGGCGCGGCUCUCGAGGGCCACCUGCAGAGCAAGGUCGAGGCGGCUCUCAGGACUGGCGGCCCAAAGGGCGGUGGCGGUGGUUGUGGCGCACCGCAGCUGGGGAGCGCGGCCACCCCAGCAGCACCAUGGAUCCAACGCAAGGCCCCCAGCGCAAAGCUCCUGACCAGCUUGAUCAACGGCGCUACCAGCCUGGAGCAGCUAGUCGGCCUGGAGCAGCGGCACGGCAGCGCCUUCGACGCCAUCCACAUAGCAACGUCGUUCAAGCGAUCGGCAAACCUGGCCCGCGACCUGGGCCAGCCACCCAGCGAUUUCUACCCACUCAUGCAGCGGCUGUGGGGACGACUGCAGCCGCAGCUUGGUGACUGCAACAUGCGCGAGCUUGCCAACAUUGUGUGGGCAUGCAGCAAGGUGUCGUUUGCAGAGGCGCCGCUGCUGGACGAGUGCCUGGAGCAGCUGGCUGGUGCGGGAGCGGACGCCAACCCACUGGAUUUGUCAAACGCACUUUACGCGGCGGCUCUGCUGUCGCGUUCGAAGUACACCAUGAACAAGCAGCACGCGCAGCAGCUCGUGGAGGCGUUAGUGUCGCAGCGGCAGGCAGCCAAGCCCCAGGACGUGUCCAACACGCUGUGGGCGGCAGCCACCAUGGGGCUGUCGCUGCCAGAGCAGCAGGGACGACAACUGGUGGAGGCGUUGGUGCGGCAGCGGCAGGCAGCCAAACCGCAGGAGCUGACAAACACGCUGUGGGCGGCGGCCAACAUGGGGCUGUCGCUGCCAUACCAGCAUGCGCAGCUGCUGAUGGAUGCAUUGGUGCAGCAGCGCCCAGGCCCAUCAGGUUCCUUGCCGGCAAGGAGGGCGUGGCCUGCACCGCCGCCUGUGAGGCGGCGCACCAGGCGGUAG